GCGUUGACGUAUUGCUGCAACGGGACAAGUAGCCAAUGCGGCCUCUAUCUAUCUAUAUGUCUAUAGAUGUAACCGAUCGGUGAGAGUUGCCGCUUGCAGUCGGGGAGGAGUUGAAAGUUGGACACGUUCUGCUUCCCGAGGUAUAUAAAAGAUUCGUUCAAAUGAGUGAAUCGUUCGUGAACGACCCAUCGCUACAUGACAAGAGAAGAGAGCUGGAAUCAGAUAAGUCGAUAUUUGGAUAUUGUUCGUCGUUAAAUCCGCCAGAGAGGGGAUAACUGACCAAAUUCAUUUUAGUCUGACUUCAGGUCUCGUGUCUGUUUGUUAAAGUUACUGGAAAACUGUGGCUAUGCUGGAGAUUUUACUGACGGUACCUUUGGGCAUAAUUUCCCUGAUCUUGCUCCUUUUGCUGUUCAGCAGGAGACGGCGGGAGGGAGAGCCUCCGCUGAUAAAAGGAUGGAUUCCAUUUCUGGGGAAAGCUCUGGAAUUCAGGAACGAUUCCUCUCAGUUCCUACAACAACUACAGAAGUGUCAUGGAGAUGUCUUCACUGUCUUGAUUGCAGGUAAAUACAUGACAUUUGUGAUGAACCCGCUCCUGUACCCAGCUGUCAUUAAGCAGGGAAAGCAGCUGGAUUUCCAUAAGUUUUCAGAUGCAGCAGCUUCCACAACUUUUGGCUUCCCUGCUGUAAACACUGGAAAGUUCCCUGGCUUAAGUGACAAAAUCCAGAGAUCAUUCCAGCUCCUUCAGGGCUGUGCUCUCAACUCUCUCACUCUCAAAAUGACGGGAAACUUACAGCUGGUCUUAAAACAAGACUUCCUGUCCAGCAAUGUGGUAGGAAGAGAGUGCGAUUGGCGGCAGGAGGACCUAUAUGAGUUUUGUGAACGUGUCAUGUUUGAGGCAACAUUUCUGACACUGUACGGACGACCUCCACAGACAAACAUGGAUGUUCACACACAGUUUCACAGGGAAAGUUGGAUAGAUGUGCUGCUGGAUAACUUCAGGAGAUUUGAUGCAAUGUUUCCUCUGCUGAUCGCCCGAAUACCCAUUGUUCUGUUGGGAAGAAUUAAAUCUAUUCGAGAGCAGUUGAUUAGGUUUUUCCAUCCUCAUAGAAUGGCAGAAUGGACCAAUCCAUCAGAGUUCAUACAGGCACGUACGGAACUUUUCAAUCAAUACGACACACUCAAAGACCUGGACAAAGCAGCUCACCACUUUGGAAUUCUGUGGGCAUCAGUGGGGAACACUGUUCCAGCAUGCUUCUGGUGCCUGUACCACCUCCUCUCCAGCCCAAAGGCAUUUUCGGUUGUGCAAGAUGAGAUAAUGGGCAUGUUUGGAGAAAAGGAGCCCGAGACUAUGACUAGAGAGCAACUUGAGAAACUGAUUUACCUUGAAAGUGCUAUAAAUGAGAGUCUCCGUCUUUCGUCUGUCUCGAUGAAUAUCCGGGUAGUUCAGGAGGACUUCUGUCUGCGUCUGAACCCCCACUGCUCGGUUUGUGUGCGUAAAGGAGAUAUUGUCACUCUUUACCCCCAGAGCACACACUUGGACCCUGAGAUCUACCCAGAUCCAGAGCAGUACCAGUUUGACCGAUUUGUGGAGAAUGGGAAGAUGAAAACAGAAUUUUACAAAGGAAAUCAGAAGGUUCGUUACUACCACAUGCCAUUUGGAUCAGGGGCUACCAUGUGUCCUGGACGAUUCUUUGCACUUAACGAGCUAAAGCAAUUUUUCUGCAUCACACUGCUGAUGUGUGACAUGCAGCUCACUGCCGGUCAGCAACAUGCAACAAUGGAGAAAAGUCGAGCAGGACUAGGCAUAAUGCCACCUGCAAAUCAUAUCUCCUUUAGAUACAGAGUCAAAAAAUGCCUGCAGACACAGGGGCUGUAGAAGUGGGUAGGUCAUGAACUAUAUUGAAGGCAGUAAAGGCAAUCAUUACUCUUCCAUUUCUAUAAUUCAUAAUUCUUUUCAUCCAUAAUUCAUAAUCCAUUUCAUAAUUCCAAAAGUAACUUAGAUGGUGCUGAGUCAAGGACAGAAAUGCUUUGUCUAGAGCAGUGGUUCUCUGCUUCAGGGCCCUAACUUUACAUUGGACAUUUCAGUGUUGAUGCACUUUUACUGUUUCAGUUUAAAAGCCUAGCCAGAUAGCUACACUAAAAACACAAACAGAUUUAUAAUAUAAGGUGUAAUUACAGCCAAUUAUUAAUGUUAUUUUAAUAAUUUUCUGUGAAACUGUCAAAGAUAUUUUAUGGCAACAUUAUUAAUAUGGAAAUAUUGAUUGACAGUAUAUUGUGGCUUAAAUUAUUAAAAUAACAAAUUAGUAUCAGUCAUUACUGCUCUCUGACAUCCACCUGAAAUGAGCGUGUCACACAUACAAUUUAAUUGUAUGGAUCAGGAAAUCAAUCAUGAUUUUAUUUUGUAUAUUUCCUCAAGAUUAAUUUCUGCCAUGAUGAGAAUAAACAUAUUACUCUAGAUUCA
This is a messenger RNA of Ictalurus punctatus (channel catfish), 2461 nucleotides long. It is a transcript of the gene cyp7b1, whose product is annotated as cytochrome P450 7B1. Gene Ontology annotation, biological process: bile acid biosynthetic process; cholesterol homeostasis. The transcript has 6 exons. Bases 347 to 1876 code for a protein of 509 amino acids. Gene Ontology annotation, molecular function: heme binding; iron ion binding; oxidoreductase activity, acting on paired donors, with incorporation or reduction of molecular oxygen. Lineage: Eukaryota; Metazoa; Chordata; Actinopteri; Siluriformes; Ictaluridae. The record is from RefSeq and is a predicted model, not a curated record.